Molecule: messenger RNA, 2992 nt
Organism: Amphibalanus amphitrite
Lineage: Eukaryota; Metazoa; Arthropoda; Thecostraca; Balanomorpha; Balanidae
Product: katanin p60 ATPase-containing subunit A-like 1
Exons: 11
Coding region: 87-1667 (526 amino acids)
Biological process (GO): microtubule severing
Cellular component (GO): microtubule cytoskeleton
Molecular function (GO): microtubule severing ATPase activity; microtubule binding; ATP binding
Source: RefSeq, a predicted model, not a curated record
CUGUCUGUUGUGUGGUAAACAAGCAAGCAACCAAGCAACAAACAACCCAAACAACCCAUCUUAGGCCAUUUCUGAAUGAUAUAAAGAUGACGAGCAUCAGUGAAAUAUGUGAGAGUACGAGGAUGGCUCGUGAGAUGGCCCUGCUUGGAAAUUAUGAGUCAGCUACUGUAUACUACCAGGGGGUUGUGCAGCAAAUCCAUCGGCUACUGCAGACAAUACAGGAUCCAUCCAGGAAACUCAAAUGGCAACAGGUCCAGCAGCACAUUGCCAGAGAGUACGAGCAGGUGAAUGGCAUCACUCACACACUAAGCCUCUUCCGUGCUGGAGACCAUGAUAGCCGACCAAUUGGCACUUCGCUGCGCGCCUCGUCGUUCGAGGAGCCAACCCGUGACCCGGAUGUGUGGCCGCCCCCACCGCCGCGAGACCCCGACGUUUGGCCGGCACCCACCACCACGGAGCACAAACCCUCUCCCCAGGUGCGACCGGUGCGCGGGCCGAAGAAGACCGACUCAAAGCCGCCGUCUCGUAACUCGCGUAACAGCGGCGUGGGUGGCUCCACGUCAAAAAGAACCGGUGGCACGUCCAAGAGUCGCCGCGAGGACAGCAAGAGCAGCGACCGGCGCAGCAAGGGCAGCCGCGACGACAAGAAGGCUGACGAUAAGGGCGGUGAUAAGAGCGGCGACCCGAAGGAGGGCAGCAGCGGCGGCGCAGAGGGCGGCGACGAUGAGGAGGAGAAGCGAUUCGACCCCUCCGGCUACGACCGCGACCUGGUGGAGAUGCUGGAGCGCGACAUCGUCCAGAAGAACCCGGACGUGCGUUGGGACGACAUCGCCGACCUGCACGAGGCCAAGCGGCUGCUGGAGGAGGCAGUCGUGCUGCCCAUGUGGAUGCCAGAUUUCUUCAAGGGCAUCCGUCGUCCGUGGAAGGGAGUGCUAAUGGUCGGCCCGCCCGGCACCGGCAAGACGAUGCUGGCCAAGGCGGUGGCCACCGAGUGCGGCACCACCUUCUUCAACGUGUCCUCGUCGACGCUGACGUCCAAGUACCGCGGGGAGUCGGAGAAACUCGUCAGACUCCUGUUCGAGAUGGCCCGUUUCUAUGCGCCAUCCACGAUCUUUGUGGACGAGAUCGACUCUUUGUGCUCUCGGCGCGGCUCGGAGACCGAACACGAGGCCUCCCGACGGGUGAAAUCGGAGCUACUGAUGCAAAUGGACGGCAUCAGCUCGUCCCAGGACGACCCCUGCAAGAUCGUGAUGGUGCUGGCGGCCACCAACUUCCCUUGGGACAUUGACGAGGCGCUGCGGCGGCGACUGGAGAAGCGCAUCUACAUCCCGCUGCCCAACAGCAACGGCCGGGAGGCGCUGCUGCGUAUCAACCUGCGUGAGGUGGCCACCGACCCGGAGCUGGACCUGAAGUCCGUGGCCGACCGGCUGGACGGCUAUUCGGGAGCUGACAUCACCAAUGUGUGCAGGGACGCCUCAAUGAUGUCCAUGCGUCGUAAGAUCGCCGGCCUCCGCCCCGAAGAGAUCCGCGCGCUGCCCAAGGAGGAGCUGGAGCUACCCGUCACCGACCACGACUUCAACGAGGCCAUCGAGCGCUGCAACAAGUCUGUCUCCGCCAGCGACCUCGAGAAGUACCAGGCUUGGAUGAACGAGUUCGGGUCCAGCUAGGAGGCAGGCGCGAUGGGAUCGGGGUGACUUGGAAGAACGCAAGCGGAGGGGGAGAAGGGAGGAUGACGGAACACCAAAGCGUUGGAGAACACAACUACAAGGGUGGGGUGGAUUAUUUAAAAUUAUGGGGGGGGGCAGACCACAGCGGAUUUAGAGAAACUGUCGGGGUCACCAGAGUUGCGGUAGGAAGCUGUCGUCAGGGGCUGCACCAGGUCCCGAUGAAGUUGAGAACGGGACAGCACAACCUAACGUUGAUGAGUGAUAGUUCAGUGGGGCUUAUGGGGCAGCUGGCUCCGGCUGGGGUUGGACAUGGUGGUCGAGGGCAGCAAACACUGAAAACGGGGAAGAUCGUCAGAUGCGUCGAUUUCUAUGUGAGGUGGAUGGGAGGCGACCUUCAGAGGAUAGCCUUAGGUUCCGGGUAGGAUGAUUUGAAAAACGACUGUCAGUAAAACCUUCGGCUCUCAGUGGGGAGGGGCAUACAGUCUGCCUGGCAGCUGAGACGAGUAAUCUCGAGAGCAGUGGUACAGAUUUAUUAGAGGUGCAAAUAACGCUUUUAAAGUGGAAUGGAGAAGUAUAUACAGCUGACAUUUACAUUGCAUAAUAACUAGCAGUGAGCCUAAAGUAAGGUCGAGGAUUGUGACCAGCGUACUUCGUUACAAUAUGGAAGGUUACGACUGAAACCGUAAGUAGCGGGUCGUGGAAGGGCAGGGUUCGUUGGAGAGUUAGCUAGGCCGUGGCUGGGCGAUGACUCGGUUUGGGGUUGAUAAAGCUGGCCACACCACGGUGUGUGCAGAGGAUAGGCAGCUUUUACUUUAUCUAUGUGUGCGUGUUACGGGCCCGUUUAUUUAUCGGGUGGCACUGUGAUACUAACACAACUACCAGCACGCCUUUGGUUAGUAACCUGUUGCCUUCUCGAGCUAUGGUGUGAAACUGAUGUACUCAUAUGGUUGGGAAAUGGGACGGAACAGCAAGCUUCACGUCAAGAGCAGUUUAUGACGUAAGAUAACAUGUUGGAGCCUGUCAGCAAGAAGUCUGUCAGGAUCUGAACGUAUUUAUGAUAACUUUGCACAUAAUCAUGUCGGAAAUCUAAGAGCGUGCUUGACUGACGGAACACAACACAACUUUCGAUAGCGAGUAGGUAGGGCACGUUUUGUAGUGAACUAUAAAAAUUCGCUACGUUUAGCGGCUAGCGCUGUGAUAAUCCAGUGCUGGUUGAGUUAGACCAGAUUUGAUCUUCGGGAACAAAUAUCCAUUCCGAUGUUGAUAUUUUCAGCGUCUGUUUGUCUUCUGCACGUCUCAUAAUGAUAAUACACGAUCAACUCACA